GCCGGGAGCCGCGGGCGGCUGGGCCGGAGCGCUGAGGGAUGGAGCCCGCAGGCCUCACCCUGAAGCUGGUGCUGGUCGGGGACAGCGGCGUGGGCAAGUCCAGCCUCCUGCGGACGGUCACGGACGGCGCCUUCGAGCCGCGCCUCGCACCCACCGUCGGCAUUGAUUUUAAAGUGAAGAAAAUGGUGCUGGAGGGCCGUGCAGUGCAGCUGGCCAUUUGGGAUACAGCAGGACAGGAGCGUUUCAGAACAGUGACUCCCAGUUACUACAGAGGAGCUCAAGGGGUUGUUUUAGUGUAUGAUGUUACAAGAAGAGCCACUUUCACAGGACUAGGAAGGUGGCUGAAUGAGCUGGAGAUGUACACCACCUCCAGCAGCACUGUGAAGAUGCUGGUUGGCAAUAAAACUGAUAAGCCUGACCGUGAAGUGGAGAGAAAAGAAGGGCUCCAGCUUGCCAGGAAACACUCACUGCUUUUUAUAGAGACCAGUGCCAAGACACAGGAUGGAGUGCACCAUGCCUUUGAGGAGCUGGUCCUAAAGAUCCUGCAGACUCCAGAUCUUUGGGAUAAGGGCACAGGGAGGAAGGGAGUCCAGCUCAUGGAGUCCUCAGUACAGCAGCAUGAAGGGUUCUGUGGUGCCUCCUGUGCACUUGUUUAAAUGUACAGCUGCCUCUUCUGCCUGACUGCAGAAAAAAAAAGGGGUGGGGAUGGGAUUCCAAGCACCAGUCUGUGCAGAUCCAAACCACAAACUCUUUAGCAAAAUACAUUUUUAUUCAUUAACAAAAUACAGUUUUUCCUUCCCUUUUGCACAGCUGCUGUCUGCAGGUAGUUUUUUGGUAGCUCUCAGAUUUUUCACUAUUAAAUCGUAGUGCUGCUUAGAGAACUGUGCUUUUGCUGUAUGCCAGUCAACAUGGACUUUGGUGGAAUUCCUGCCUCAACAUAAAUUAAGUGGUAUUCAAUUCUGGAACAUUAUUGAGAAGAUUCUCUUCCCUUGGAUGGCACGGGAGGCUUUGAGACACCCAAGGUACCUUCAUGCAGUUACUCAGCAGGAGUUUGAUCAGUGGGCAGAGUUUCCUGAUUUUGGGUGGUUUUAAAAAGUCCAAAUUGCUGCAUGUCCCCAGAGAGUAAGCUGAGUUACUGGUGGAUUUCAGGGCUGUGAUGAAGAGGAUGUGUAUUUUAACACGUCAGGAAAAGUGCAGGACACUGAAGUGAUUGCUGUUCUCUCUGCACUGAGCAUCAGGGAUGAGAUGCACUCAGCAUUCUGGGCUGUCACACCAUGGCUGUGGUUGUGCAGUCACUGAGUCUCUGCAAACUCUUGUCCUCUUCUAGAAACCACAGAUAAAAGUGAAAAUUUUAUCAGAAUUGAUAAAAAUGUUAUCAGAAAUUGAUAAAACUCAAUUUCAGAAAAUGUGCUGCCUAUGGGAGACUUUUCACUAGGGUAAGUCUGUCACCAAUCCCAGUACGAAGUUAUCUUUUUGUCUUUUACACUUUUAAUGGCAAUGUUGUAUUCAAAUAACUGAAAAUUCCAGAUGUAACUUGUGCCUUGCCUCUGUUAAUGCAUAUUUCUGACUAUGUUAGAUCAUAAAGCAAACUUACAGCUUUAUUUACUCCUAGUCAUGCAAAAUGUUCCAAGAUGUUAUGAUAGCAACCUUCCCUUAAAUAAAUUCUGACUCUUAGUUUUUUAACUUAAAUCUGAAUCUUCUAAAUAUGUUCAUGUCUUGCAGACUCUAAAAUUCUAUUUGUAACCUGAAAUACAGACCUAGGGUGAGAUCAAUCUGGCCAUUUAUUAUUGUCAUAAAAUGACUUUAGUUUGAAAUGCUGUAGCUGAAAUAAUUUUUAAAACAUUUCCCUCAGUUUUUGAUAGGAUCAAGGUACAUCUGUCAUGAAGUGCCUCUCUAAGAAGCCAAAUCCUGGUGGGGGCUGUGCUGGCACAUGGUUGCAGAGCUGACAGCCCACUGCCUGUGGAGGAGUCCUCAGCAUUGUUUGAGGUCACCAGGCUGCAGCACUGACAAAGAGCAGGGACCUGC
Messenger RNA from Serinus canaria (Common canary), 2025 nucleotides. RefSeq names its product ras-related protein Rab-18-B-like. Gene Ontology annotation, molecular function: GTP binding; GTPase activity. The record is from RefSeq and is a predicted model, not a curated record. The transcript has 7 exons. Lineage: Eukaryota; Metazoa; Chordata; Aves; Passeriformes; Fringillidae. Bases 39 to 656 code for a protein of 205 amino acids.